GACCAGCGCCGCCAUCUUGGCUAUCAGACGGUUCCUUUCCCAGAACAACAACAAGCAUACUUGUCACUCUUCCUAAAUCACCCUUCUUAUUGCUGUUUUCCUCUGAAAUUCAGUCAUGCUCUACGUGUUAAGAACAUAAGAACGAAGGAACACUGCAGAAGGCCUACUGGCCCAUGCGAGGCAGGUCCAAGUCUCCUACCGGCUUAAGCCAAUGCACCCAACCUAGUCAGAAGUGGCCUGGAGCUAAGUGAGAAUGGAGUCCCUAGGGUGUGUAGUGUGUGGUGUUAAUCUGAAAAGUGAUGACCCUCACAUCCUUGUCCUGGAAGGCUUUACCGACCACACUGGCACACCACUCAAGGAAGUUGUAGCGUCUGCCCUUCAGCAGAACUUGAAACCAACAGACUAUAUUUGUAUAAAAUGCUCUGAACUAUUUAAUGAGAAAGAUAGACUGCAGAAAAUGACAACAGAUAUGGACAGUCACAUCAUGACCAAAAUCAAAGACUCGUCUAAGAAAACUAUUGACAUCCAAGGCACUAUAUCAAUUGUUAUGGGAGAGUCUUUUACUAAUGACAGCAUUAAAGAAGAACUGGAAAGACAAUAUAAUAGCAUUAAGAAUGAUUCCACAGAUGCAAAAUCCAUGAUGAUGGUAACGGAAUGCAGUGAAAAGCCUAAUAAUGCCCCUAAGAGAAGAAGAGGAAGACCAAAGGCCACAAAGAAGAAAAAGACAAACAUUUCAGAGCCUCCACCACUAAUGGUCAAUCAGCGAGAAAAACGAAAACGUUCAAGUAAAUUUAAUAUUUUCCUAGAGGUUCUGAAAGGUGAGAAGGACUUCUAUAUAGAAGAUGAAGAUGAGGAUGAACCUAAAAUUAAGAAGAGACGUGCAGGCAAGAAGAGAAAGUCCAUUAAUGUUAUUGCAGCAGUUGAGGAUAAAAUUAAAGAUAAUGUUGCAGGUAAAAUGUGUGUUAUACAAGUCAGUGAUUUAAGUAUGCAGAACAGAGAGAGACAUACAGAAGAGAAAGAUAGAUUAGACUUAGAUGAAGUUGUACAAGAAAUUUUUGGAAAUGAUACUGAUGCAGAAACUGCAUUGAUUCACGAGAUUGAAAAAUUUGACCAUGACGAAGAUGAUUUUAUUAAUGCAAUAGACAACAUGAACUCGCAACAUGAAGAAAAAAGUGAAAACUGUUGUAGUCUUAAUAAAAUUGUUUCUUUACCCACUCAGAAGUUGGAAAUCAAGCAGGAAAUUGAUGCAGAAUGGCCUAAAAUUAAAUGUGAAUUUCCUGCAUCCUUAGAAAAAUUGAAAGAACCAUCUAUUGAAGUAGCAGAAGUUGAAGGCGAUUUAACAGUUAGUAUGCCUUUUAUUGAGGUUGCCAUCACCCCAGGUGAAGAUAAUACUGUGUGUGCUGUGAUUAAUGACCCAGAAGUUUUGAGCUCUAUUGUAAUAGAAGAUUCAACAGAUACAUUAGACUCUGCUUUAAAGAAAUAUCGAUGUAAACUUUGUAGUGAAACAUUUAUCAGUAAAGAAACUGCUCGUAAACAUGCUCGAGAGUGUCGUGCCAAAACUAAUAUAAUGGAAAAUAGUAAUAGGGAAAGCUUUAAAUGCAGUGAUUGUGAUAGGACCUUUCCUACACUAAGGGGUCGUGACAGACACCACCUCCACAUGCAUCUCAAACACAAACCAGUCCGCUGUACUGAUUGCUUUCAAACAUUCAAUAGCAUUCGUCCACUGGAACGUCACCUCCGCAAUCAUCAUGACAAAGACCCUACGCAUUACUGUGGUAUUUGUGAUGAAGAAUUCGUCUUGUUAACUUCCCUUGAGCAUCACAAAGAAAUAAUGCACCCUCUUGCAUGCAGAAAAAAAUUAUUACUUUCCCGAAGUAUUCGUAUUAGAGACCAGGCCUUACCAAACAGGGUGGUUGAAUGCCCAUUUUGCAAUAAAAAAAUCCAUGGUUCAAGGGCUCUUAGACUCCAUCAUCAAAAGAUGCAUAAUGGACAAGAGUACACAUGUAAAUAUUGCAAAUAUAAAAGUAGCUGCCUUAGUACAAUGCACCGACACAUGGUUAGAGUUCACAAAGCUUUAAAUCUAAAGUUGUUUAACUGUCUCCAGUGUAUGGCAGGGUAUCAGGACCCUAGAGAUUUAGAGGAACACUACAUCUCUGUACAUAAGACUGAGGCUUUAUUUCUUUGUCUGCACUGUGGUGAAAAGUUUGCCUGUUUAGAUAUGUUUCGUUUUCACCGUAAAAGUCACAGAGCUUUUUCUUGUAAGUUGUGUCAUUUGGGAUUUAUGAAAGAAGAAGCACUGGAGGAUCACUUAAAAACUGUUCACACAUGUGAUCCUGUUGGUAAUAUGGAAAAUGGCAAUGACACCAAUCAGCCAGAAAUUGUGAGCAAUUGUGAAAGCUUUGUUCAGACAAAUGAAGAUGCUACUAAGAAAAGCAAUGAAGAUAAUGCUUCAGCUGUUAGUUCCAAAGUAUUAGUUAUUGCUAGUGAUGGCAGCGUGCAGGUUAAAGAAGAAGGAAAAGAGGCAAAUGCAAUUCCUACCAUUCCAUCUGAGGAUGUUACUCUUCAUCUACAACAGACUCAAGAAGGAGGACUGAAAGAAAUGGACAUGCUCAAUCCUCUACAGGGCCAGAGAGUAAAAGAUCUUCCCAAGAAAAUGAAUUGCCCAGUUUGCAACAAGGUUCUUACAACAAAAUUUUUGAGGACACACAUGUUAAGUCAUAAAGGAAAUUUGCCACACAAAUGCCUCCUUUGUGAUAAGGCAUAUGCUCAGGGUACAUUGCUUAGAAAGCACAUGAAGAAUCGACAUUAUGAGGAAUUUUUAAAGCUAGGUAACAAAAAUCCAAAAAAACACAAAAUUGGAUGUGAUUUUUGCCAAGAGAUUUUUGACAACAUAUAUACUUUGGAAGAACACUUGUGGUUACACAUGGAAGAAAAGACUUUUGAAUGCACAGAUUGUAAAAUAAAAUUUGGUAUGGAAAGCAACUUGCGUGAACAUUUCAAAAGUCACUUUUUUAAGGAAGCUCAGCCAUGUCCAGUAUGCAAAAGAGAAUUCAAAUCCAUUGGCUAUUUCAAUGAACAUGUAGAGAGGUGUGAAAAACGGUGGAAGUGUGAACAUUGUGGUUUAGAGUGUGACACUCAAGAAUAUUAUCGGAAGCAUCAACGUGCUGAGCAUGGUGGUGAAAAUGUUGUUAAAUAUCAGUGUAUUUUGUGUGACAAGUCAUUUGUUGAGCGCCACCGCUUUGAUGACCAUAUGAUCACCCAUUCAUCAGAAAAGGCGUUUGUCUGUCACAUAUGUCAGAAACAAUUUAAGCGCCAGCGACCACUAAAAGAUCAUUUGGUACGAGCUCAUUCUGAAGGGCAAUUGAUGUGUAGCUAUUGUCGUAAAACUUUCCCAACACAGCAAGAAUUAGACUUGCACAAACAUAAACAUCGUAAAGAAUUUCCUUGUACAUCAUGUGGUCAUGUAUACACUUCAAGAGAAGCUCUUGUGAACCAUUUAAUGGUUCACCAUUCAGAAAUGUCUCAUUCUUGUCAUAUAUGUAACCAGUCUUUUGUUAAACAGGUUAAUUUGAAAGCACAUUUAAUUACUCAUAGUUCUACCACACCUAACAUUUGCCAUGCAGAUGGCUGUCACAAAAUGUUCCGAACAGAGGCUUUGCUACGAAACCACGUAGCUCGCCGGCAUCAUGAACUGCAGUAUGAAUGUUCUAUAUGUGAUCGUAAAUUUGGCUUAGAAUCUGAUCAAAUUCGGCACAUGGCAACACACAUGAGUAGGCCUGCUUUAUUAUGUGAUGAGUGUGGUCGCACCUUCAGAAGUGAGGCACAAUUGGAACGGCAUCUUCUAACACAUACACAGGAAAAACCUUAUGAAUGUGAAGUGUGUCAGCACUCUACAACCACACGAAACCAGUUGUUACGUCACAUACGAGGAAAGCAUGGUUUUGCUGAUGCAGCUCCACAUCUUGUGGUUAAUCGUUGGCGUUGCUCUGUAUGUGGCAAAAUGUUUGUGGUGCGAGGAUCUUUGCUACGUCACCUUCAGGAUCAUGCCACUCAUGGUGUUCAAGCACAGGGUCAUGCUAUUAAGACACGUUCAACACCAUCUGCAGUUACAGAAAUUUCACUUUCAUCUGGGAUAAUGGACCCUAAUACAACUACUACUAGUUUUUUGGACCAAGUUUCAGCUCUAAGUUGGCAAGACCUUACUCCCCUACUUCGUCUUCAUGUUAUGGCCGAUGAAGAAACUUGUGAGGGGGAGACAUCAGCAAUAGUAGCAGAUGUAUGGCAGUGCCCUGGCUGCCUUCAUGCCACACAAACAGAGGAAGAUAUGAGAGACCAUCUUGUAGGAACUUCACAGUGUCAGGAAGCAGUCAUCCUGCAGUUGGCUGGUGGGUUAGCUAAUGCUGAUGACCUGGAUGAUGAAGGUGAUGCUGAAGAACAGCAAAAUUUGAAUGAAGGGGAAAGUAGAGCAGUGUUACAGCUAACAGGCACUGAUGGUGGGAUGCAGUAUGUCAUCGUACAAGAAGAAAAUAGAGCCACACAAAGGCUAAAUGAAAGUGGCAAAGAUGUUCAAGCUGUACCAGCUGGUGAUGAAGGCAUGCAAGUACUAGUUAGCAUGGAUGAUAGUUUUCAGCAUCUUCUGCAGCAACCAGCACAUUCUGACAUUCAGAUUGUUGUGGAAGAUGCAGCUCCUUUAAAGCAACUGUUUGCAGAAAGUGGAAAUGAGGAGGAACAUUCUGAUAUAGUGGAUGCUUCUUCUACAAGUGAAGGUCAGGACACUGUAUCUACUGACACUCCAUUAUUAAAUGGCUCUGAGGUGCUGCUACAGACAGCUGAUGGACGAUUAGUAUUGCAGCAGACAGUUGGAGGUGUGACACAGUAUCAACUGGUGGAGGGUGUCCCCACAUCAGGGGAGGAUGAAGAUACAACUUCAGCUCUUCUCCCUGCCCAUCCCCCUACAUUGCAUCCAGAGUUUAUUCUGCCACAUUAAGCAUAAUCCUUUGUGUUUAUUUAGGCUUUUUAUACUGGUUAUUUAUGUUUUUCAUAAAAAAGUAUUUGAUAGUGGUACCUCUAAUGGAGGUUCCUUAAUGCUGGUAAGGGCUCUUGACCUAAGGAAUUGGACUUGUCCUUUCCUUCCUUGGACUGAACCUUAUUACCUCUCAUUCCCAAGCACUGCAUGUCCCUUAUGAAUUUAGUGCUUCCCCAUAAAUGUAAUAAUUAUAAUAAUGAUUUAGUACAGGAGGGCCCCGCUUUACGGCGUUCCGCUUUACGGCGUUCCGCUAAUACGGACAUUUCAAAUUAUGACCAAAACUCACUAUACGGCUCCCCCCACCUGACUUUCUAAUACGGUCACCGUGCCCCACCCUGUUUGUUUACAUUCUCCAUGAGCUCAGUAAGCACUAAGUCUCUCCAUUUUGUCUGGAAACUCCAAAAUUUCAAAUGUUUUUAAAAGUUAUUUCAUAUUUUAUAUAUACUCUGAUAAUUAUACUUAUGUAUACCUGUACCUAAAUAAACUUACAUACAUCGAGUCAUUUAAAUGUCGUAUAUUACGUUAAUAUACACAUUUUCAUUAAUCCAUCCAUGAUAUUUUUUUCAAAAUUAUAUAAUAAACACGAUGCAUAACAUAUAAAUAAGAUAAAUACACCCCACAGUAGAAUAAAUAAACAAAUGUGAGAUGUGAGCAGACGACUUGCACAAGUGGUGAUAAUAACAAUACUGAGUCUCAUUAAAUGUCGUAUAUUACGGUAAUAUACACAUUUUCAUUAAUCCAUCCAUGAUAUUUUUUUCAAAAUUAUAUAAUAAACACGAUGCAUAACAUAUAAAUAAGAUAAAUACACCCCACAGUAGAAUAAAUAAACAAAUGUGAGAUGUCGUAGCAGACGACUUGCACAAGUGGUGAUAAUAACAAUACCGAGUCUCAUUAAAUGUCGUAUAUUACGGUAAUAUACACAUUUUCAUUAAUCCAUCCAUGAUAUUUUUUUCAAAAUUAUAUAAUAAACACGAUACAUAACAUAAAAAGAUGAUAAAUACACCCCACAAUAGAAUAAAUAAACAUAAAUAUAAGAUGUGGGAGCCACAUAACUUGUACAAGUGACGCCAAGAAUAACAUUUUCUCUAAUCUAACAUAAGAGUAAAUGUGUUACUGGGGGUAACUGUAGAAAAUUAUUCCUUUCGUAUGUAUGUAAGUAAGUUUAUUCAGGUAUACACAAAUACAGUUACAUAGAUU
Molecule: messenger RNA, 6223 nt
Organism: Cherax quadricarinatus
Lineage: Eukaryota; Metazoa; Arthropoda; Malacostraca; Decapoda; Parastacidae
Product: zinc finger protein 721
Biological process (GO): regulation of transcription by RNA polymerase II
Molecular function (GO): RNA polymerase II cis-regulatory region sequence-specific DNA binding; DNA-binding transcription factor activity
Source: RefSeq, a predicted model, not a curated record